GAAAUGGAAAAUAUAUUGGCAAAGAAUACCCAGAUGGAGGGAGAAAUUGUGCGCAUGUACGAUGCACUUGUUGCCUUUUUUGGAGGAAAAUUACCAGACGAAAUUAAGAGAAGCAUUCAAAAACUUUAUGGCAAUGAAAUCCAUCAGGAGAUUGUAAAAAAAAAAGAAGAUUUUUCAAACAAAAAAUGUUCAAUAGUUGUUACAGGAGAAACCAGCGCAGGUAAAAGCAGCUUCCUUAACCUACUGCUUGGAGAAGUGGUCCUACAUAGCUCCAUGUUAUGUUCGACAAGAAGGCUGUGUCACAUACACUCAAUACCCGUUGGAAGUCAGUGGUACUUUGAAGUCACGAUGGAGGAUGGUUUAAUCAUACCGCAUAAAAAAUAUGAAAAGAAUGAUAAGGAGAAAUUUGUUAAAGAUUUAGAAGAAUGUGUGACAAGUAAAGACACUAGAUUACAAAAAGUUGAUAUAUACUGGCAUGUGCCGUUGUUGGGCGACAAUACGCACGUGACCUUAGUUGAUUCACCUGGCAUUGGAGACAAUCAAGAGUUAUCCGAAAAACUACUAAAUUACUUACCGAAUGCAAGCGCGCUUAUUUUCGUAAUUAACAGCUCAAACUGCGGUGGAGUCCAAGGUGAUAAGAUUUGA
This is a messenger RNA of Dreissena polymorpha, 645 nucleotides long. RefSeq lists its product as uncharacterized. The record is from RefSeq and is a predicted model, not a curated record. The transcript has 4 exons. NCBI's taxonomy places the organism in Eukaryota, Metazoa, Mollusca, Bivalvia, Myida, Dreissenidae. The coding region runs from base 4 to 645 and encodes 213 amino acids.